Bombus impatiens (common eastern bumble bee) is the source of this 1351-nucleotide messenger RNA. RefSeq names its product Golgi-associated olfactory signaling regulator-like. Lineage: Eukaryota; Metazoa; Arthropoda; Insecta; Hymenoptera; Apidae. The transcript has 2 exons. The coding region runs from base 33 to 1313 and encodes 426 amino acids. The record is from RefSeq and is a predicted model, not a curated record.
CUGAAAUUGAAAAUAUUAAGACUGAACCAACAAUGUUAACUGAUCCAACAACCCUUAUCAAUACAGAUCCGGAAGAGGAACCAACAAAAGAAGUAGUUUUAAACGAAUCACCGGUUGUAAGUCCUACUACUGAAAAUCCUGAAUUGCCGAUUCCUGAAAUUGAAAAUAUUAACACUGAACCAACAAUGUUAACUGAUCCAACUACCCUUAUCAAUACAGAACCGGAAGAGGAACCAGCAAAAGAAGUAGUUCUAAACGAAUCACCGGUUGGGAUUCCAUCCACUGAAAAUCCUGAAUUACCGAUUCCUGAAAUUGAAAAUAUUAAGACUGAACCAACAAUGUUAACUGAUCCAACAACCCUUAUCAAUACAGAUCCGGAAGAGGAACCAACAAAAGAAGUAGUUUUAAACGAAUCACCGGUUGUAAGUCCUACUACUGAAAAUCCUGAAUUGCCGAUUCCUGAAAUUGAAAAUAUUAACACUGAAUCAACAGUUGUAACUGAUUCAACAACCCUUAUUGAUAUAGAACCGGAUGAAGUAACAGAAGUAAUUUUAGACAAAUCACCCGUUGGAACUUCUGCUACUGAAAAUCCUAGUUUAGAAAAAGAAUAUAAUAAUAUAUUAACCAAUUCGAUAACCCCUGAUACUACGAAACCACAAGAACAACCAAUUACGUAUAUAAUUUCAACUGAAUCAUUCUCGGAAAUAGAAGAUUCUGAGGAUCCUGAACGUACUGUAACAGGAGAAUUUACUGAAGAGCCAACUAUUGGAACUGAAGCUAUUGGUACUACUUCAGCUAUCUUACCUGAUGCUCUAAUAUCUGAUAUGACGGUACCUAAAGAAAUAAAUACAGGAACAGAGGCAGAUAAACCAUUGUUAGAAACAACUACAAAAGAAGAUCCAGAACAUAAUAAUAAAGGAAGUGAUGAACAAAUACCCAUUGAAUAUGGAAACGGUGAAUCAUCAAAUUACGAUUUAAAUAGAAUGAUAACCACUGAUCCAACAAGCUUGAUCAGCACAAAUGGAGAAUCUGUAUUACAAAAUGAUAGUGAAACACCUAAAAUUAAUACUGAAGAAACAUUUUCAAAUGUAAUAACCGAAAAGCCUGAUUCUAGAGCAAUGAGAAAACAUUCGAAACCAUUUCAUAAACAUUCUCAGAUUAUAGAUAAGGAGGACGCGUGUAAUAAUGUUGCACAAAAAGAAUCAGCAACUACACCGAAUUAUAUACACAUGCCGUCAGCGAUAUACUAUAUCGUUGAUAAGAUUAAGCAAUGCUUGACAAAAAUUUUAAAUAUGUUACAUCACCAAGGAUGACAUAAAAUAUAUUAGUGGAUUUUUAUUUAAAAAAUUGC